Molecule: messenger RNA, 1266 nt
Organism: Ylistrum balloti
Lineage: Eukaryota; Metazoa; Mollusca; Bivalvia; Pectinida; Pectinidae
Product: leucine-rich repeat-containing protein 74A-like
Exons: 10
Coding region: 1-1266 (421 amino acids)
Molecular function (GO): protein binding
Source: RefSeq, a predicted model, not a curated record
AUGUUUUCUAGGGACCGUAUGCCGAUCCAUCACAAAAUUAACCCUUCAGACCGGAAGCGGAUAGUGCGAACUUCAUCCCGACAUUCCACAGCGAAGACACGUCCUUCUGUUUCCAAGGAUUUAGAGGAAAGUUUCUACAUCACUACUGCUGUGGUUCCCAAAGGUUCAGAUGGAUACUUUGACGUCACACUGGAGAGUCCGCUUGGCUCCGAUAGCGAGAAAGAAGACAAACCAGAUGAUGCAAAACAAUCAGAAUGUGAGCGAGUCUACCUGGCUGCCUGUAAACAGUGCCGAGUUGCCCCGGGGAAGGGCGUACUACAGGGACUUGGUACACAGCGGCUGUCCGUGAAAGGUCUUCAGCUGACAUCACGAGAUAUUGAACCAAUCACGUACGCUCUCACUAGAAACCACCACGUGACCACACUUGAUGUCUCCAGUAACGAUAUCGGCAAGGACGGUUUAAACAACAUAAUACGCAUGCUUGACGAGAAUAUGUCUUUAACGAAUCUGAAUAUUUCUCACAACAAUGUGGGGACGACAGGAGCCCGGCUAUUGAGUGAGCUGAUUGCGAACAGUAAAAUGCUUAAAACUAUAUCUGCUUCCGGAAACAAGUUCGGCGAUGAGGAUGCUUCUUGUAUAGCCGAGUCUCUAAAGGUAUCUCGUGUUCUUCAGUCCUUAAAUCUAAGUCAUAAUAACUUCCAUGAGCGAGGAGGGGAAACACUGGCAGAGGGAAUUGAAGAGAACACGUCAUUGACAGACCUUGACCUCAGUUGGAAUCACCUUCGUCUCGGAGGAGCUAUUGCCAUUGCGGAAGCCCUUAAGGAGAAUAAAACGCUGGAGACCCUCAAUAUCGCCUGGAAUGGAUUCUCUAACGCUGGCUGUAAGGUUAUUAGCGGUAGCCUAGAAGUCAACACCAAACUGCAUACACUUAACCUUAGUAACAACCGCAUAGGAUACGAUGGUGCCAAAGCGGUCAUGAAUCCAUUGUAUAAUCAACUGGCCCUUCUAUUCCUACAGCUCAACUUGAACUCGCUGUCAACACUGGGUGCGUUCGAGUUAUUGAUGGCCAUUAGAGACAAUCCAGGGAGUGCAAUUGAAAAACUAGAAUUACAGGAGGUUCCGGUGCUGGCGUCCGCUCAGAUUAUAGAGCAGGAAAUCAAGUCUGUCCGUCCGUCCUUUAUCCUCAUCCAUGACGUCGUUGUGCUCUCGGACGAUCACCUCGCUCUCUCCAGCGUCAUUAACAAACGGAAGGUCACCAGUAGUUGA